Molecule: messenger RNA, 6001 nt
Organism: Dreissena polymorpha
Lineage: Eukaryota; Metazoa; Mollusca; Bivalvia; Myida; Dreissenidae
Product: paired amphipathic helix protein Sin3a-like
Exons: 29
Coding region: 203-4393 (1396 amino acids)
Biological process (GO): negative regulation of transcription by RNA polymerase II
Cellular component (GO): chromatin
Molecular function (GO): transcription corepressor activity
Source: RefSeq, a predicted model, not a curated record
AUUGAGAUAAAUAAGUAAGCGUAUCUAUCUGGACGCAUUGUAUGUGUUAUUUAUGUUGAAUCUUUUUGCCGUCCAAUAUUGCAUAUAACAUGAAAUACUCACAUGGGAUAGUCCAAAAGAUGUGUAUAAAGGAUUUGUAGUUCGCCAUUUGUUCAAGAAAAUGUUACUUCUAUUAGUAUCAUAGUCACCAUGCAUUAAUAUAAUGCAAAGACCACACAUUGAAGACAACGCGGGGCGUAGAGUCACUCAAGGGGAGAUUAACCAAGUUCUUAGCGCUGGAAGAUUGAUUCAAAGUGCUGGGCUUGGAGGUGGUCCAAGGUUUGAGUCUGAAGUGAUGUCAGGUGGACUACAGUUUCCUGGCUUACAGAAUUUCGCUGGGGCUGCCGGACAUGCCCAUCAGGCCCCUAUUCAGCUUCCAGGGGGGAUAUCAGGCCCUGGGGCUGGUGGUAUGACCCCGGGGCAUGGGCUGGGCGGAGCACACCCAACACCUGCACAGGUGCACACAGCGCAAGUUCAAGGUCAACAGCAACAGUUCCAGAGGCUAAAAGUAGAGGAUGCCCUGUCCUACCUAGACCAGGUGAAGUUACAGUUUGGUAAUCAGCCCCAGGUCUACAAUGAUUUCUUGGACAUCAUGAAGGAAUUUAAAUCGCAGACUAUUGACACCCCUGGCGUCAUCAACCGUGUGUCAAACCUGUUCAAAGGCCACCCAGAGCUUAUUGUUGGCUUCAACACGUUCCUUCCACCGGGCUACAAGAUUGAGGUACAGGCCAAUGAGAUCAAUGUUCAUCAGCCCGGCCAACAGACCGUGUCCAUAUCCACGCUGAAUCAAAUGGCCCAGGCUGCUGCUGCUUGUCAACAGCAUAAACCUAUUCAGAGCCACGUGGCCAACCCGCCCAGUCACACCAACCCGCCUUCCCAACACUCCUACCACCAACAGCCUCGACCUGCCGCUGUGGAAAGCCCAGCGGGUCAACCAAAUGCACAACCGGGCCAGCAACCAGUGGAGUUCAACCAUGCCAUUAAUUACGUGAACAAGAUCAAGAACCGUUUCCAGGGGCAACCAGAGAUCUACAAGGCGUUCCUGGAGAUACUACACACAUAUCAGAAAGAGCAGAGGACAAUUAAAGAAGGGGGAUUGGGUAUACCCCACUACCCCUUCCAGGGCACUGUGCCCCCUGGCCACAAGCCCCUCACAGAGGCAGAAGUGUACGCACAGGUGGCAAAGCUUUUCCAAAACCAGGAAGACCUGCUUGCUGAGUUUGGGCAGUUCUUGCCGGAUGCAAAUGGGUCGUCAAAUUAUUCUGGAUAUACUUUUUCACAUUUUCAGUCCCUGUUUGGCUCGGACUCAGUCCUGGGUGUAAGAAACGACCACUCGUCCACGGUGAAGAAGCCAGGAUUUGCAAGCAAGCCGCCAGGACCAAAAAUUUCCAAUCAGCUUAGACGUUCUAUAUCAUCAAGUGCCCAGCCUCCUAUUAUUAAGAAGCCGCGGUUGGGAACAUUGAAAGAUGUAUCGCUGGCUGAGGCUGGAAAAUGGGGUACACUGAAUGAAUACGCUUUCUUUGACAAGGUCAGGAAAGCUUUACGCCACCAAGAGGUUUAUGAGAACUUCCUUCGUUGUUUGGUUCUGUUUAACAACGAGGUCAUUUCACGAGCAGAACUUGUACAACUCGUACAGACGUUUUUGGGCAAAUUCCCGGAGCUGUUCAAAUGGUUCAAGGACUUUCUGGGGUACAAGGAGUCAGGUGGGAUGGUGGAGUCUAUACCACAGAAUGCCACGGGCAAGGAGCGUAUAAGUGGAGAACUGGCCAUGGAAAUAGAUUAUGCGACCUGUAAGAAGUAUGGAGCCAGCUACAGGGCCCUACCUAAGACAUACCCUCAGCCAAAAUCCACCGGCAGAACAUCACUGUGCAAAGAGGUGCUUAACGACACAUGGGUAUCAUUUCCUUCAUGGUCCGAGGACUCGACGUUUGUAACGUCACGAAAAACUCAGUUUGAAGAACAUAUCUACAGAUGUGAGGAUGAACGAUUUGAGCUUGACGUGGUAAUAGAGACCAAUCUCUCCACAAUACGAGUGCUAGAAUCUGUUCAGAAGAAAUUGACGAGAAUGGCACCAGAGGACGCUGCUAAGUUUAAACUCGACAACUGCCUUGGAGGGACGUCAGAAGUUCUACACAGAAAAGCAAUACAGAGAAUUUAUGGGGACAAGGCACCAGAUAUUGUUGAUGGACUGAAGAAAAACCCAGUGGUGGCUGUCCCCUUGGUCCUUAGGAGGUUAAAAGCCAAAGAAGAAGAAUGGAGAGAGGCCCAGCGAAAUUUCAACAAAAUCUGGCGUGAACAGAACGAAAAAUAUUACCUGAAGUCUCUAGACCAUCAGGGUAUCAACUUUAAGCAGAAUGAUAUCAAGGCCAUACGUUCUAAGGCACUGCUGAACGAAAUUGAGACCAUUUAUGACGAGCGUCAGGAUACAGACGCAGGCACUCCACAUCUCAGCUAUGUCUACAAAGACAAGUCCAUCCUGGACGAUGCCUCUGGGCUCAUCAUUCAUCACAUGAAAAGACAAACAGGAAUCCACAAAGAUGAGAAACAGAAGAUCAAGGUUUUACUUAAACAGUUUUUGCCAGACCUGUUCUUCACUGCAAGACAGGAACUUAGUGAUGAUGAGAUGGAAAAAGAUGAUGAAGAAAUGGACACAGACGAAGGUGGGACUGAUCGCGAUAAGGACUCCAGAUCAGACAGUGAGAAGUCGGACAAGAAACGAUUGAGCGACACCGAAACACCAACAGUCCGGGUCAAGACAGAGAAAACUGACAGUGCUUCAGAGCCAGUGAAAAGCAAAACAGAGACAAAAGUCGAGGUAAAAGAAGAAAAGAUGGACACCGGGGAUGUCUCAAUGGAUGCCAGUGAUAUCAAAACAGAGUCGGAGACAGAAAAAGCAACCCCAGAAGACGAGGAAGAUGACGAUGUGUACACUCUGUUCUUCGUCAACAACAACUGGUACCUGUUGUUCCGCCUGCACCAGCUACUGUGUGAGAGACUACACAAGAUCUACGUGCACUCACAGACCAUUGCAGAGGAGGAGGCCCAGUGUAGGAAGGAUAGGAAGGAGUCCACCGCCGUAGCAUUGAGACUGAAAGCUCCUAGUGAGAUUGAGCCGGAUGAGUAUUUCCCGUACUUUCUGGACAUGGUGAAGAACGUGUUGGACGGAAACCUAGAGAGCACGAGUUACGAGGACCAGCUGAGAGAGAUGUAUGGGAUACAUGCCUACAUUGCCUUCACCAUGGACAAGCUGGUGCAGAACAUUGUCAGACAGCUGCAACACAUUGUGGUAGAAGAGAACUGUCACAGAGUGUCUGAACUGUUCAACGAUGAGCGAAGGAACCGCGCUACUGGGGGUCGUAUUGCUACACGUCAUCAGCGACAGCCAAUGGAAAACAGCUAUCAGAAGAGGGCAGAGCAGUGCUUGAGCGAGGAAAACUGCUUUAAAGUGACUAUACACAAGAUGGAGUGCCGACUGAGCAUAGAGAUGCUGGACUCGGACCAUGAGCCCCCUGACGACCCCGUGGAGGUGGAACGCUGGAGCGAGUAUGUUGAGAAAUACGUGAACAACGAGGACACUGCCACUGAAGAACUCAAGGAGAUGCUCAACAGGAAACCUGUGUUCUUAAGGAGAAAUGUACGGCAAGUUCGUAAGAAAAACAAAGAGCAACAAGGAGAAGAGGAGAAGGCCAAAAGAGAUGACUCUGAUAAAAUGUCGGAAAAAAGCAGUCGAUCAGUGGGUGGGAAAUCAGACAAAAGCGAUAAAAUGCAAUCCAAUGAAAAGGAAAGAGAAACCAAAAAGGAGGAAGGGGAGAAAGAAGAAAUGGAUAUUGAUAAGGAAGAAAGCAGUACAGAUAAGGGUAACAGGCAUAAUGAAGAUAGAGAUGGGGAUGAUAACGCGGAUAAUGAAGAUGACAAUGAUGAUGAUGACAAAGAAGAUGAUAAUGACGAUGAUGAAAUUAUAGGGAAGAAAGGUCCGAGGUCGGGAAGAGAGAUUGAUAUUAUUGACAACACAGAAUGCAAGUUUAACGUUAAUUCCUUCAAGCUCGUCUAUGUGAUCAAUAGUGAGAGCUACCUGUACAAGCGCAUGGCCUUGAAGCGGGCAAGGGAGUCCCACAAGGACCUGUCUCUAAAGCUGCAUGGCAAAUUCAGUGCAUGGGUGGACAAGUGGAAAAAAGCUCAUGUGACUCGGGAGCAGGAAACAAAAUGUUCCAAAUGGCUGAAUGGAGAUUCUGGCAACAAUCGACCCUGCAUCACGACCAAGGGGGACAUUGACGUGACAGAUAAGUCGCCAUAUUACAAGUACACAAAGUAUCGAGUGAAGUUUCUGAAAGAUCCAGAAUCAGAAUUGGAAUGAAUUGAACAAAAACUGUUGCAUUGAGGAACAUAUGGAUAUUAAAAAAAGAAAGAAAUUGUUCUGCUGAUGAAACAAGGAAUGACAAAUAUCUGUAAUGAAUAGUUUUCAGAUUGUGUUUUUUUUUCAAUUCACACUACUUUGAAUUUAUAAUUAGUUUUAAAUAUCUGCAGUAUCUUAAAGAGAAGAAUCAAAAUGGUUUACAAGAUGGUUUAAGCUCUACUGUGGUAAAUAUGAAAAGUUAACAGAGUAGCUGGUGACAGAGAGUCUGAUUUUGGUUCAGAAUGGGACAAAAUGGAGGGAUGAAACAUGCUGUACAGUAUGGGACAAAAUGGAGGGAUGAAACAUGCUGUACAGUAUGGGACAAAAUGGAGGGAUGAAACAUGCUGUACAGUAUGGGACAAAAUGGAGGGAUGAAACAUGCUGUACAGUAUGGGACAAAAUGGAGGGAUGAAACAUGCUGUACAGUAUGGGACAAAAUGGAGGGAUGAAACAUGCUGUACAGUAUGGGACAAAAUGGAGGGAUGAAACAUGCUGUACAGUAUGGGACAAAAUGGAGGGAUGAAACAUGCUGUACAGUUUGUUUUGUCUAAGUAAUUUGACAAAGUAGUGUAUUUAUCAACAGAUUCUCAAAAUAUUCACAAAGAAUAGUGUUUAGGAUUUUUUUGUUUUGAUUGACACACUCAAUAAUAUUUAUAGUGCUUUUUUCACCUUUGAAAGGUGCAUAAUUAUGGUGUACAAUAUUUGCAAAAUCUGUCAGCACAUAUUUCCUGUCUUGUAUAUAUGCACCAUUUAGAUGAGGUGAUAUAUAAUUCCGAUUAUUUGGAGGAAAAAUUAUUAUCUGUAGUUUUAAGAGACCAUCGACAGUUGCGUAACUUUUGAAAGCACUCUUCAAGUUCUUUCGUACAUUCUAAAGUAUAGUAUUUUUUUACAUGCCUUGUGGAAGUUACAUAAAAACAAGGCUAAGAUGAACUUCAUCUGUUGUUUAGGUUUGUGUAUGUUUUUCCGAACAUUCUAACUGUUCUCACAAUUAUCAUAUCAUUAUCAAUGCCAUGUAUUUGCUGCAUAAUCAUUGUCAUAUAUUUAUCAUUUCCAUUACCCAGCAUGAAUUUAUUGGUAGUAUUGACAUUCAGUACUUUACUUGUAUAAUAAUUUCAUUGUUUCUCAUCAUUUUCAUCAUCCCAGAUUUACUUUAUACGAGUAUUUACGCUUCAUAACUAACUAUUAUUCCUUUACCACUCAUCUUCUGUCAAGCAUUAUAAUGUACCUAAAUUACAUUUCCAUAGAAUACUGAUAACAGCUUCUGGCUUUUAAAGGUAAAUGUUGCCACUUCAGGAUUUUAUAAUAGGGCAGUGAAGGUAAAUGAUUUACCAACAGUUUUUAGCAAGGAAAAGCUUGUAAGCAUAUUCAAAUUGUACAUUAACUGGUAAGAAAACGGCUACAAAUCCAACUGUAGCGUCUGUUAGCCAUCUUGUAAGUUUUUUUUGUUAUUACAUGCACACGAAACAUGUAUAUUGCAUAGUAUCAUUCAUAUUCAAUUCAUAGCAUUCAAUGUUUUGUAACUUUUCAUGUAGAGAUUGUAGAAAUAAAGGAUUUGGUUUUGUGCUAAAA